This is a messenger RNA of Acyrthosiphon pisum (pea aphid), 706 nucleotides long. RefSeq names its product gamma-butyrobetaine dioxygenase. Lineage: Eukaryota; Metazoa; Arthropoda; Insecta; Hemiptera; Aphididae. Gene Ontology annotation, molecular function: oxidoreductase activity. Gene Ontology annotation, cellular component: mitochondrion. Gene Ontology annotation, biological process: carnitine biosynthetic process. The transcript is spliced from 4 exons. The record is from RefSeq and is a predicted model, not a curated record. The coding region runs from base 1 to 567 and encodes 188 amino acids.
AUGGCAACUGCAUUCCAUCACUUCAUGGAAACUAUGAAGAAUGUGAUUUUGCUGCACUGCAUCAUUCAACCCGAGUCCAGUGGCGGCGAAUCCGAAGUGACCGACGGGCUGUCGGUGUGUGAUCGUCUGAAGGAAAUGGACGAGGACUGCUAUAAGACGCUUUCCUCGGUGCCGGUAAGGUGGAUUGACCGCGGCCACGACGGCGGCUACAACUUUCAUAACGUUUACGUCUCGCCCGUAAUUUGCGAAGACAGUUGUGGGAAUGUCAAGAGAAUUAAUUUUAGUGAGCAUCACAGAGAUUCGAAAUUUCCUGUGUCAAUAGAUAGAGUACACAUUUGGUAUGAUGCAAUCGAAAAAUUUGUAAAGAUUGCGUACAACGAAAAGAUCAUCAGCACUUUUAAAAUGAAACCGGGGGACAUUUUAACUUUUGACAACCAUCGAGUACUUCACGGAAGAAAAGGAUAUCAAGGCUCUAGAUUAUUGAUUGGCGGUUAUUUGGACUGGGAUUUAAUAAAAUCAAGAACUCGUGUACUUCAAUCUCAACUGUCUAAUACAAAUAUUAACUAAUCAUACAUAUAACUUAAAAAUAUAAAAGUAAAAUUUGUAUGUAAUCCAGUAAUGGUGAACCAUAAACUAGGUAUACAAAAUAAGUACAGUUAAACAUGAUAUAAAUUGUAUGUACCUAUAAUAAAUGUAACGUAAUUUA